This is a messenger RNA of Eptesicus fuscus (big brown bat), 1937 nucleotides long. RefSeq names its product protein kinase C and casein kinase substrate in neurons 1 (gene PACSIN1). The transcript has 10 exons. Bases 190 to 1524 code for a protein of 444 amino acids. The record is from RefSeq and is a predicted model, not a curated record. NCBI's taxonomy places the organism in Eukaryota, Metazoa, Chordata, Mammalia, Chiroptera, Vespertilionidae. Gene Ontology annotation, biological process: regulation of endocytosis; positive regulation of dendrite development; cytoskeleton organization. Gene Ontology annotation, molecular function: phospholipid binding; protein binding. Gene Ontology annotation, cellular component: cytoplasm; plasma membrane; endosome.
GCUGCGCCACCAUCGGCGCAGGGUCAGUCAUGUGAGUGAAGAAGCUGCCCGGACACUCAGCCCCAGCCGCAGCCACGUGGAAGAGAACCCCGCUGGACCCAGCCGUCCUGCAGAACCACAAAGACACGCAUGAGCAGCCCAGCCUGCUGACCGCCGCUCCCCGCCUGUCCAUCCUGCCACGGCCACACCAUGUCCGGGUCCUACGACGAGGCCUCCCUAGCUCCGGAGGAGACCACCGACAGCUUUUGGGAGGUGGGGAACUACAAGCGGACAGUGAAGCGCAUCGACGACGGGCACCGCCUGUGCAACGACCUGAUGAACUGCGUGCAGGAGCGCGCCAAGAUCGAGAAGGCCUACGCGCAGCAGCUCACCGACUGGGCCAAGCGCUGGCGCCAGCUCAUCGAGAAAGGCCCACAGUAUGGCAGCCUGGAGCGGGCCUGGGGUGCCAUCAUGACGGAGGCGGACAAGGUGAGCGAGCUGCACCAGGAGGUGAAGAACAACCUGCUGAACGAGGACCUGGAGAAGGUCAAGAACUGGCAGAAGGAUGCCUAUCACAAGCAGAUCAUGGGCGGCUUCAAGGAGACCAAGGAGGCUGAAGACGGCUUCCGCAAGGCCCAGAAGCCCUGGGCCAAGAAGAUGAAGGAGCUGGAGGCCGCCAAGAAGGCCUACCAUCUGGCCUGCAAAGAGGAGAAGCUGGCCGUGACCCGGGAGAUGAACAGCAAGACGGAGCAGUCGGUCACACCCGAGCAGCAGAAGAAGCUGCAGGACAAAGUGGACAAGUGCAAGCAGGAUGUGCAGAAGACGCAGGAGAAGUAUGAGAAGGUGCUGGACGAAGUGGGCAAGACCACCCCGCAGUACAUGGAGGGCAUGGAGCAGGUGUUCGAACAGUGCCAGCAGUUCGAGGAGAAGCGGCUGGUCUUCCUCAAGGAGGUGCUGCUGGACAUCAAACGGCACCUCAACCUGGCCGAGAGCAGCAGCUAUGUCCAUGUGUACCGGGAGCUGGAGCAGGUCAUCCGGGGGGCCGACGCCCAGGAGGACCUCAGAUGGUUCCGCAGCACCAGCGGCCCCGGCAUGCCCAUGAAUUGGCCCCAGUUUGAGGAGUGGAACCCAGACCUCCCUCACACCGCCGCCAAGAAGGAGAAACAGCCUAAGAAGGCAGAGGGGGCAGCGCUGACCAAUGCCACUGGGGUGCUGGAGUCCACAUCCCAGGCUGGCGACCGUGGCAGCGUGAGCAGCUAUGACAGGGGCCAGCCGUACGUCACCGAGUGGUCAGACGAUGAGAGCGGGAACACAUUUGGGGGCAGUGAGGCCAAUGGGGGCGCCAACCCUUUCGAGGACGACGCCAAGGGGGUGCGUGUGCGGGCACUCUACGACUACGACGGCCAGGAGCAGGACGAGCUCAGCUUCAAGGCUGGCGAUGAGCUCACCAAGCUGGGCGAGGAGGACGAGCAGGGCUGGUGCCGCGGGCGGCUGGACAGCGGGCAGUUUGGCCUCUAUCCCGCCAACUACGUGGAGGCCAUCUAGCUGCCCUGCUCCCUCCACACAGCCCCCACUCCUGCCCACCUCCCCUUCCUUCCCACCUUGUCACCUCCCCUUGCCAUAGAGUUCCAGACAUAUUUUACGAUCAAGCUUUUAUUUUUUUAAAAGUCAAAACUGAACAAAACAAAAAAUACGAAGAGAUGGAGCAUCUGCUGGACCGCCAGGAGGCCCGGCUGGUGGGACUGGGGGGACGGCCCCUGGGCAGGUGAGGGUCUCCGGGCUUAGCCAGCAGAGACAUCACAAAGUCCACGCUUUCGGUCCCACCAGAGUCUCCUGAGCUCAGAGAUGCCUCCUGGACCCUCCCGUCAGGAGUCACUGCCCCACCCCAGGCUGCCAGUCCCUGUCCCGCUGCUUCCCUGGGCGGGUUCCGACCUCCCCCUCCGGCCCCUCCCUCCUCC